AUGGCAGCCGCAGUUAUUCCGACAACCGGUGCAGCACGUCAUGGAUCAACAACACGCGGCCGACCGACGUCAGCCUUCUCGGAGCCUCCUGGAAUCGAGAGCGAUCAAACCGUGAUGGCGCCUCACGAUGAUGACAUUCGAGAAGCAACAGCAGAGCAUGAAGAUGAUCCUCGUUGUAGGCUCUGCAGGAAGUCCUUCCGGAACAUGAAGUCGUUGUACGGUCACAUGAGAGUCCAUGAGAGGAAUUGGAAGGGCGUAAACCCACCGACCCGAGAUGAGAACGCCUCAGCUUCGCCUUUGAUCGGUUCAGCAUGGCCGGGCAGAGGAAACAGAGGAAGACGAGGCAAACCAGAUCUCGACCCCGACGACUUCGACGACGAAGAACACCGAGCCGCGAAGCAUCUCCAGCGCAUGAGCGAGGAGUUCCGUGCCAGACAAAAGCAAGACGAGAGGAGGAACGACGUGGCGCCCCGACCACCACCACCACCACCUUCUUCUUCUUCGACAUGUACAGCAUCAGAGAUGAAGAAGAAGACGAAGGCGGAGGACGCGACAAGGCAAUACGUUCGCGGCACAUGCAACAAGGCGUUCGCUUCCCGCCACGCACUGGGCGGCCACAUGGUGAGCCACAACAAAGGCAGGAAGAAAAGCUCGCAGGUGUUCGGGACAUCGGUGGGGGAACCCAAGCGAGCGGAUGACGCCGCCAUGAUCGAUCCACCACAUGAUGUGCGUAUGAAAGCUUCGGAUGGGGAGCACCGAUGUGAGCUAUGCGGCAAGGUGUUUCUAUCGGGGCAGGCAUUGGGUGGGCACAAGCGAGCACAUUACCAACAGAAGCUUGCAGCCAUGGGAAACACGACUAGCCAAGCAAGCCAUCCACCAUAUACCAUCGAUCUCAACAAAGAGCCACAGCCAUAA
Messenger RNA from Musa acuminata AAA Group (dessert banana), 915 nucleotides. Its product is annotated as zinc finger protein ZAT2-like. The record is from RefSeq and is a predicted model, not a curated record. The transcript has a single exon. NCBI's taxonomy places the organism in Eukaryota, Viridiplantae, Streptophyta, Magnoliopsida, Zingiberales, Musaceae. Bases 1 to 915 code for a protein of 304 amino acids.